Drosophila albomicans is the source of this 1976-nucleotide messenger RNA. RefSeq names its product FGGY carbohydrate kinase domain-containing protein. Bases 239 to 1888 code for a protein of 549 amino acids. Gene Ontology annotation, molecular function: phosphotransferase activity, alcohol group as acceptor; kinase activity. The transcript is spliced from 6 exons. The record is from RefSeq and is a predicted model, not a curated record. Gene Ontology annotation, biological process: carbohydrate metabolic process. NCBI's taxonomy places the organism in Eukaryota, Metazoa, Arthropoda, Insecta, Diptera, Drosophilidae.
ACUGACUUGACAGAAGAAUAGUAUAUUGGAAUUCCAGCAGGCAGAACACUUCCUCAACCCUAGCCAGUCCCCUAAUAAACCAGUCAAUACUGACGUAUCUCGACUGUGGGUGAGAGAUCUACGACAAACCGGCUCGUCUCGUAUUUGUUAUCAGUCAACGUCGGGUGGUCGUCGAGUUUGGUUUAAUAACAUUUAUUUGACCGCAAGGCGCACAACAAGCCAUAGAAGUUACUCUAACAUGUCUGAGCAGGCGUAUUUUGUGGGCGUGGACGUGGGCACGGGAAGUGCGAGGGCAGCACUCGUUGCCGCCGAUGGGCGUGUCCAGGAGCAGGCUGUGGAGGCGAUCAAGACGUGGACACCCGAGCCCCACUACUACGAACAGUCCAGCGAAGACAUUUGGCAGGCAAUUUGCAAGGUCGUCAAGCAUGUUAUUGCGGGUGUCGAUAAACAGAAAGUGAAGGGCAUUGGCUUCGAUGCCACCUGUUCGCUGGUCAUCCUUGGCAAUGGAGGAACUCCCGUCACUGUGAGCAAAAGCGGCAUAGCCGAGCAGAACAUAAUACUGUGGAUGGAUCAUCGUGCCGAGCAGGAGACGGCACAGAUCAAUGCUGCCAAGCAUCCACUCCUUAAAUAUGUGGGUGGCCAGGUGUCGCUGGAGAUGGAAAUACCCAAGUUGCUGUGGCUCAAGCGGCAUCUGCCCAAGAGUUAUGGCAGCAUCUGGCGGGCUUUCGAUCUGCCUGAUUUUCUGACGUGGCGUGCCACCGAAGUGGAUACACGUUCGCUCUGCUCUGUGGUCUGCAAGUGGAACUACGAUGCGGCAGCGCACAGCUGGAACAGCGAGUUCUUGCGUGGCGCUGAUCUCGAAGAGUUGACCAAAGAUAAGUUCGCAGCACUUGGCAGCGAUGUCCAGCCACCAGGCAAACCGGUGGGCAAGGGACUGUCUCAGCGUGCAGCCAACGAAUUGGGCCUGCAAGUGGGCACCGUGGUCAGCACAUCGUUGAUCGAUGCUCACGCCGGCGCUCUGGGCAUGUUUGGUUGUCGGGCGGACAGCAGCAGCAGCAAAAACGACGAUGUGCAGGGCAAGAUGGCGUUGAUUGCGGGCACUUCCACCUGCCAUAUGAGCAUCACACGCAACGCUUGCUUUGCUAAGGGUAUCUGGGGUCCUUAUCAAGAUGCCAUCAUUCCAGGCUACUUCCUUAACGAGGGAGGUCAGUCCGUAGCCGGCCAUCUGCUGGAUCAUGUGCUCAAGACACACGAAUGCUACUUUGCGCUGAGCAAGAAGUUGGGCGGUGACAAAUUCAUCUAUCAACAUCUGAAUAAGCUGCUCGAAAAGUUGGCUGCCGAGCGUGGAUUUAGCAGUGUGCACUGCCUGACGCAGGACAUUCAUGUGUGGCCGGAUCUGCAUGGCAAUCGUUCUCCGGUGGCAGAUGCCACGCUGCGUGGCACAAUCACUGGUUUGGACAUGACGCGCGGCGUUGAAUCUCUGGCCAUCAAGUACUUGGCCUUCACCCAAGCUCUUGCUUAUGGCACGCGGCACAUCAUCGAGAAUCUGUACGAGCACCAGCGAGCGGCGUUCCAGACGCUGCUCUUCUGCGGUGGCCUGGCCAAGAAUCCACUUUAUGUGCAGUGCCAUGCGGACAUUUGCAAUCUGCCUGCGCUGAUACCCAACGAACAGGAGAUGGUGCUUGUGGGAGCAGCUGCUCUGGGCGCUGCCGCCGCUGGACACUACGAAAGCGUGGAGAGCGCCUCGAAAGCCAUGGGCGGCACUGGGCAGUUGCUGAAGCCGAAUCCCGACACUGUGGAGCUGCACAAUCGCAAGUACAAGGUGUUCCUCAAGCUGCUGGAACAUCAGCGCCAGUACAGAGACAUAAUGCAGGGCAGGCAGACUUAAGAGACGGAGACGAAGUCGAACACGUCAAAACGAAUUUUAUGAAUCCACGAAAUUGCUCAGUAAUAAACGCUAAUUGAGAUUAGACAAA